AUGGACGACACCGUGCGGAUCAACGGGGUCCUUUCGCCGCUGCUGGAACAAAUCGCCGUGGGCCCCACGGACGGCACAGUGGGCGUGGUGGUACGCAACGCCGCGCCCACGGGAGAUGCCAAGCUCCUCCUCGACUCGAACAACCAGGCGGGCGUGGCGGAGCUCAAGGUGCUGGCCGGCGGCAACUGCGAGCUGAACGCCCAGUUCCAAUUCAUCUCCUUCAACACCACCAACGGCCUGGCGAACCUGGCCAUUGAGCCCAACAUCGGGGGCAGCAACGACGGGGAGGUGAUCUUCGGCUACGGCUUCGUGAACCUGAGCGACCGGGCGCUCAAGGAGAACGUCCGGGCCAUCCCGGACGAGGAGCUGCAAGAGACCUUCGACGCCGUGGAGCCGCAGCUCUUCGACCGCAUCGACGGCGGCAAGGAGCAAAUCGGCUUCGUGGCCCAGGACGUGCAGUCCAGCGGGAAGCUGGGGGCGACGAUGUGCAAGACGAAGAACCUGGACGGGAGAGAGCUGAUGGCCCUCGAUUACCAGAAGCUCUCCGUGGUGCUGUGGGGCAUCGUCAAGAAGCUGCAGAAGCGGGUCGAGAAGCUGGAGAAAAAGAAAGGCCGCAAGGACGACUCGGAGUAG
This is a messenger RNA of Symbiodinium sp. CCMP2592, 633 nucleotides long. Lineage: Eukaryota; Dinophyceae; Suessiales; Symbiodiniaceae. The record is from the annotation of a GenBank genome assembly.